Molecule: messenger RNA, 2607 nt
Organism: Malaya genurostris
Lineage: Eukaryota; Metazoa; Arthropoda; Insecta; Diptera; Culicidae
Gene: Hmu
Product: adipocyte plasma membrane-associated protein Hemomucin
Exons: 4
Coding region: 311-1996 (561 amino acids)
Biological process (GO): biosynthetic process
Molecular function (GO): strictosidine synthase activity
Source: RefSeq, a predicted model, not a curated record
CAAUGUCACAUAAUAUCUUACUGAUGUGGUGUGGCUGUUAGUUAAUGCCGUGUCAUCAAUCGUUUUUCAUCCGUGAUAGAAGAUCGAACUAAGUGCGAUAUUCGAAAGUGGCCGAAUAUGGUAUCAGAUGGCUCAAACUUUGCAUUGAUGUAAAAAAAGAGGGUGGUAUAAAAACCUAUCAAAACUGAUACCGUAGUUAUUGGGUUCUCCGAGAAAGAAACCCUUCAAUUGGGUUAGUAGUCUAUCGAAGCCGGCCGCGACGUGACAGCGAAAAAAAUCGAAAGAAACAGCACAGAAAAACCCUACCGAAAUGGGGCUGCUGUACAAGAUACGGGUUCGAGUGGUCAACUUUUUGGUGUUUUUCUUUCUAAUCGUCCUGCUGCCAGGAUUGCCACCGAAAACGACGUUUCCGUUCGAGGCAUUUAGUUUACCACCACUGAAGGAGCUGAAGGGAGGUCUGGAGCCGAACAAUCAUCUUGAUAAUGCCGAACGAUUAUUCGAGGGUAAAUUGUAUGGACCAGAAGCACUGUUGGUGCGUGGAAAAGACCUGUACGCCACGGUGCAUGGUGGUGAGAUUGUUCGUAUAAAUGGGCCCCACAUUACCCACGUGGCCAAAUUGGGUAAACCUUGCGAAUAUUCCUUCGAGGAACAGAUCUGCGGACGCCCAUUGGGAUUGGCUUUUGACACUCAAAGCGAUAGUUUGGUAGUUGCCGAUGCGUACUACGGGAUCUGGUUGGUGGAGCUGUCCACCGGUGAUAAAAAGCAGCUUGUGUCGGGUGAUAUUGCACUCGAUGGCAAGAACAUCAAAAGAAAGCCGCAUAUUUUCAAUUCGGUGGCAGUGGCCAAGAAUGGAGACAUUUAUUGGACCGAUUCCUCUUCCGAUGUUGAUCUACACGAUGGACUGUAUACAGUUUUUGCAAAUCCUUCUGGUCGUUUGUUCCAUUAUGAUCGGAAAACAAGACGAAACACGGCUCUGUUGGAUAAAUUGUACUUUGCAAACGGUGUCGUGUUGAGUCCCCAGGAAGACUUUGUGUUAGUGGCGGAGACAAUGUCGUCGGUGAUUCGGCGAGUAUACUUGAAGGGUCCAAAGGCAGGAACAGACGAUGUGUUCGUUGAUGGUAUACCUGGCGCACUGGAUAAUCUGAUAGCUGACGAAGAGGGUCUGUGGGCUCCACUUGUGAUGGCUGCUGAUGAAGAGAAUCCAUCGAUUGGUCAUCUAAUGUGCAAGGUUCCGUUAAUCCGUAAAUUUCUCGCUCGAUUGCUGUAUCUGGCUGAAAUGCCUUUCCGCAUUUUGCAUCAAGUUUGGCCAUCAGUCCAUUCUCAACGGAUAUUGCAUGCCAUUGGACACUUUGAAAUGGUAUCGUUUAUGAAUGCGGAUCGCGUAACGGUAGUCCGCCUGGAUUGGCAAGGAAACAUUGUUGGCUCACUGCACGGUUUUGAUCGUUCAUUAGCAUCAAUUUCUCACGUCGUUGAACUUGGCGACUAUCUGUACCUUGGUUCGCCAUACAACAAAUAUCUGGCACGUGUUAAAAUGCCGAAGAUUAAGGUUCCGAAGGUUCGCAUACAGAAUGUUCAUUUUGAACCAGAACCAGUUCCAACUGUAACCACUACGACCAGUACAACGCCAAAACCAACGACAACCACGACCACCACGACUCCAAAACCAGUUACUACCACCACCACCACCACAACGACGCCGAAACCUCCAUCAACUACCACCACAUCCACAACGACCACAACCACCCCAAAACCAACUCCGAAAGCUACCCCAACUCCACAGCAACCUAAACCAACGAAACCCCCGACGGUCACCGAAGCUCCGGUGAAGAAACAGGAAAAACCGGAGAAGCCAACCAAACCCCCAACCGCAACACCAGCACCGGAAAAGAAACCGGAACCGGCUCCCAUACACGAAAAGAUUCCCGAUGACAUUCCGAAACCGAAACAGGAGAAGCUCAAAGUCAUCAAGCGUGGUGGCGAGCAAGGAGAGCUGUAAUAUGUUCGCUUCUUCUGCUACUCGUUACAUUCCCUUCGGCAGCAAGCUUUGUUCGGUAGAAUGACUGAGUUACCGAUAGCAAACGCACAUUUGUCUACAGUUCAAGGCUGGCAAUUCAAACUGCCACCGUACAACAGUGUGCAGCGUCUGUCCAUGUCCCAGUGAGAUUGAGAUUUUCAUACUAUAUCGGCUCACCACAAUUCUCCUCACACCUUCCAUUCCACCAGUGAGAAAGUUAUCUCUAAGAAUCAAACAACCUGCGAAGUUUAUUUCGUCAUUCGAUGUCCUCUCAAGUACUAGCAGUAGUGGUCUAAUUUUUAGGUACAGGUUCGCGGGUCGUUUACGAACACAUUUUCAUGGUUGGCCAUCAAAAGGUUAAAAGUAGAAUAAAUUAAGCGUAAUUUAGAAAGAACAAAAAUUUGGUCGGGAAUGAUAGUGUUAAGAAUUCUAUUAUUUCUUUUCGGCUAAGACUGUGAGAGAUUGGUUAUUGGUUGAGCGUCGUCACAUUAUUUACAAACUAUCACAUACUAAUAUGUCGAUAAAUAGAAGUAAAAUUCAAAGCUUUAGAGAUUUUUAUGUUUCUAAUAGAAUCGCACUCAUUGAAAUAGUAA